AGUGAUGGCGGGAGUUGGACUGUGACCCAUGGGCCAAUGCCUUGCCCAGGGCUCUCUUCCUUAUGUUUGUCAUGUUCUUUUUGCAGGAACUGAGUGGCUCCUCCAUGGCCCCUAUCUUGACAACAGUUCAAUCGACAACAGCUCCCCCCACAUUUAACAGGACCAAUAAAUUCACAGCUGGCUUCCAGAAUAUUGUAGAUGCGUAUGGCGUAGGCUGUUACCGGGAGAUAAACCCAGCUCCCUACACUGUCAUCACGUUCCCCUUCCUCUUUGCUGUGAUGUUUGGCGACUGUGGUCACGGAGCUGUGAUGCUCCUGGCGGCCCUUUGGAUGGUCCUAAAUGAGAGACGCUUGCUCGCUCAGAAGACGGACAAUGAGAUCUGGAACACCUUCUUCCACGGGCGCUAUCUCAUCCUCCUCAUGGGCAUCUUCUCCAUUUACACGGGUUUGAUUUACAACGACUGCUUCUCCAAGGCCUUCAACAUCUUCGGCUCUUCUUGGAGUGUCCAGCCCAUGUUCAGAAAUGGCACAUGGAAGUAAGUUUACAGACGGAGGUGGGUCACUCCCUGACCAUCCAAGGUAGG
This is a messenger RNA of Hipposideros armiger (great roundleaf bat), 583 nucleotides long. RefSeq names its product V-type proton ATPase 116 kDa subunit a-like. Gene Ontology annotation, biological process: proton transmembrane transport; vacuolar acidification. The transcript has 4 exons. The coding region runs from base 63 to 539 and encodes 158 amino acids. Gene Ontology annotation, molecular function: ATPase binding; proton-transporting ATPase activity, rotational mechanism. Gene Ontology annotation, cellular component: plasma membrane; proton-transporting V-type ATPase, V0 domain; vacuolar proton-transporting V-type ATPase complex. The record is from RefSeq and is a predicted model, not a curated record. Lineage: Eukaryota; Metazoa; Chordata; Mammalia; Chiroptera; Hipposideridae.